This is a messenger RNA of Pseudozyma hubeiensis SY62, 3663 nucleotides long. RefSeq names its product likely protein kinase. The record is from RefSeq and is a predicted model, not a curated record. The coding region runs from base 1 to 3663 and encodes 1220 amino acids. NCBI's taxonomy places the organism in Eukaryota, Fungi, Basidiomycota, Ustilaginomycetes, Ustilaginales, Ustilaginaceae. Gene Ontology annotation, cellular component: cytoplasm; nucleus; cytosol. Gene Ontology annotation, biological process: intracellular signal transduction; negative regulation of glycogen biosynthetic process; protein phosphorylation. Gene Ontology annotation, molecular function: ATP binding; protein serine/threonine kinase activity. The transcript has a single exon.
AUGCCUCUGGAACAGAUCCGCCCCGUCGCAGCGCUCAAUUCGUCCGAGUCGCUGCGACGUCAGAGCUACUUUGACUGCGCCUCUUCCUCCUCGACCGGCAACUCACCUUAUCCUCGCGACGAUGAUGGGAGCGACUCCGACAGAGAGCACGUGCAUGAUGAUGGCGAAGGUGUCUACGUCGAUCGUCACAAGAGGCUCUCGACCCCUUCGCGCCACAGCGAGUCGAUGAGUCUCGCCAAGCUCGGCGGGGUAGGUGGCGUUACACGCUCGGGAAGCUGGAGUCGCAACUCGAUGCCAGAGUCCUCACUCUCUGCUCGACGUGCCGGCAAUGAGAAGCGGUCUCCGCCCUUCAAGCCACAUCGGUCUUCGCUCGUCAUGUAUCAAGAGGACGGCGAGGAGGAAGAGGACAGAUUCGCCGCUUCAGAUGUCCCGUCCAGCCUUGCGACUGUCGGCGGGCCCGAUCGGCGCAGCUCUGACGGCGACCACAAGACGCCCUCGGCACCGUCAGGUUUCGCCCUACCGCUCUCGACUUCAACCACCCAGUACAGAUCAGUCGGCGCGCCGGCAUCCUCUCGCACAUCUACUGCCUCGUCCGCCGCCGCUUUCUCCCUGCGUUCGCUAUCGAACAGAACUUCCACAGGCAGCGUAUCCAGUUCGGCCUCCUCGAUCGGUUCACGCGGCGACACGGAUCGACUUACUCCUGCAUCUCCACCCAACCCAUCCGAUGUCCUCGAUCCGACCCUGACAGCCAAAUCAGCUUCCGACUCGACGCUGUCGGAAUCAUCGUCCUUAGCUUCGGCGACUGCUCCCUCUAGUCCGGUGCUCCUGGACGAGACCGUUUCAAACGUCGAGGACGAGACGAUUGAAGGGCAUCGAGCAUCACAUACAACAAGAGACCAGCCAUCCGACUCUUCCUCGCCGGUCGCUGAUGCUCGCUCCUUCGAUCAUCAUCAGCAGAGUCGGGGUCAGAAGUCAGCGCAAAUAGGCAGUGCUAAGGCAGCAGCAUCACCGAUACCGGAGGCAUUGGCCACGAGCGCGGACACGACAGCAAAUGCCGUGAACCGAUCAAAUGCACCAUCGGCUUCCAGUAGUAAGCUAGUGACUUCGCCCGUUGCGGAUCCAACUCUCACCCCCAGCGCUGAAGAGCUGUACUCAACUCCGACAUCAAAGGCCUUCUCGCCCCUGGUUCCUCGACGCCAUUCCGGCAUGAUCAUGAUACGCUCUCGAUCGCAGCUGGCUCUGCAUGCAGGUCUCGCUAUGACAUUUGCCAACGCAGAAGGAGGUCGAGCCGCAGCGCGCGAGCGAGCUCGUAACCAGACGGGGUGGGAAAACGCGCCUUUCAGCGUCCUGGAAGCUCAACGACAUGCACGCGCCUUCGCCGCUUCCCAGCCUGCAUCUCCUGGCACAUCAGCCGCAGCGGUAUCGUGGGAUUCUUCUGCUCCUGUUACGCUGCUGCAACCCGCUGCCACCGUCACGGAGCAGGCAUCGAUCAGAUCACCCAACAUGUCGCCUCGCGCACAGUCGUCGAUGCAGUCCUCCCCCAUCAUGUCGCCUUUGGCCCAGAGCAUCGAUGCCGGCACAUCUUCUCCACGCCCACGAUUGCCAUCACGCCAGAAGUCAGACUACUCCUUGUCCCGUACGGCACUAGCUCGCAUCGACACUGUCCUCGGUGUCUAUGGCACCGAAGGAUCGGGCUCCUCGCUUCCUGUGUCAGCCGAUGCUGCGACUUCUUCAACAUCCCCCGGCUCUCGCCCUCAGCCUACGAGGUCGCCCUCCAUCACUGCCAUCACUGGAGUCAACAGCCUUCUCAGGACGCCGACGACGGAAGAGUGGUCUCGAUUUUUGGAGAGCCAAGGUGUUGGCAUGGCCGGCCGCAGGAGCCGAACAGGCACCAAUCUGAGCACGGCCUCCUCCGCGCAACGAGGCAGCCGUUUGGCGCUAUCGAGCUUGUCCACGUCUGCGAGGGCCGAAACGGAUGCUGGUGCGGAUGACCGCGACGACGACAGUGACAUGGACAGUGACGAUUCAGACGACCACGAUCUGGGUGUUGAAGUGCUCGAGAAGCUCAAGCAGCUCGGUAUCAGUCGCGCCGCCAGCAGAGCGGGUUCGGUGUUUGGUGACGAGCUCGCCAGUCUUGACGAGGAGGAUGAGGAUGAUCUUUCCCCAGUUUCGCCACAGGUGAACAAGGUGCUCUCUCAGACUGAUCUGACGCCCCUCACUCCGAUGGCCUCGAAUCACAACCAGCUGCCAGCGAUUCAAGACAGUCCGCUUGCCGCGCUCCGCAGCAGCCCCAGCACCCCCCAAGCCGCAUUCGAUCGAGCUCUCACCCUACGCCUCCCACGCAGCAAGCGACCCACGUCCUCCGGCGAGGUUCACGCCACAUCGCAGCUACACUCGAUCGAGCACAAGAAAGACCUCAGCAUUUCGGACUUCGAAAUUGUUUCUGACAUCGGACGGGGUGCGUACGGACUAGUCAAGAAGGCGCGCAAGAUCGGUGCCGAUGGUCGUGGGCAAGGAGACGAAGUUGUCAUCAAGUACAUCAUCAAGAGUCGCAUCCUUGCAGAUUGCUGGCGCCGUCAUAGGGUGUUAGGACCGAUCCCGGUCGAGAUCCACGUCAUGGAUCAGCUAAGGCGAAUUGCCUACGUCGCACCUUCAAGGCCACGUCCGUGGGCACCGAAUCGGGCGAAGACGUUGGAAGACUACCGUGCGCGCAAGCGGCAAGAGAUGGAGCAAGAUAGGACAGGAGCUUCGACGGGGCCACCCUCAGCAGCGCCCGGACCGACCUCGCAUCCCAACAUCUGCAGAAUGCUCGACUUUUUCGAAGAUCACGAGUUCUACUACCUUGUGAUGCCGUGCUUCGGUCGCGGACAAGACCUUUUUGAUUAUGUCGAGAGCGCACCGGACGGCCUCGCAGCAUCACAAUGUCGGAGCAUCUUUGGUCAGGCAGCGGACGCGCUCUGGUUCCUUCACGCCAACAACAUUGUGCACCGAGACAUCAAGGACGAAAACGUCGUCUUGGACGGCCAAGGCAACGCGCAAUUGAUCGACUUCGGUAGCGCAGCGCACGUCCGACCGGGCAAGCUCUUCGACACAUUCAGCGGCACGCUCGACUAUGCGGCAGCUGAGAUCCUACAAGGAGAAAAGUACGCGGGGCAAGCGCAGGAUGUGUGGGCGCUCGGCGUGGUGGGCUUCGUGCUCCUGUGUGGUGAAUGCCCCUUCUGGAACGGCGAAGAGGCGGUGCAGGGAUUGGAAGAAGGCACGAGGGCGGCCCAGACGUUGAAGGAGCGAUGUCUGAUUGCACGUGGAGGACCUUCGGACGCGGAAGAGAAGCUCAUGGACGAGGACUUGGACGUAACACCGCUGGAUCCGGCGUGGUCUCCUCGCAAGGACAAAGAAGGGACCGAGCCCGAUGGCGGUGGACGGGUGGACGACUUUGUCGAUCUCAUCUCGCGCUGCCUGGAGCUCGAUCCCGACUCGCGACCCUCUGCCGAGCAGAUCUGCCAACACCGAUUCCUUGCCGGAUUUGCAGGCUGGACCGGCCGUCGCGGAUGGCAGAGGCUAAAGGCGCCGCUGGUUCCAUCGUGCACGAGCACGAACGAGACUAGGGGAAGCAUCUCUGCGCCCACCACGUCGGCAGCAGCGUCAGCAGCCCUUACAGCAUGA